Molecule: messenger RNA, 935 nt
Organism: Andrographis paniculata
Lineage: Eukaryota; Viridiplantae; Streptophyta; Magnoliopsida; Lamiales; Acanthaceae
Exons: 3
Coding region: 121-723 (200 amino acids)
Source: RefSeq, a predicted model, not a curated record
CAAAAGCUUUAAUUGAAAGAGUGAGAGUGAGAGUGUGAGUGAACAGUACAAAUUUCUCAGAGCAAAAAGCAAGCAGAUUUGUCAGUAAGAAUCCACAUUCACACCGGGCGAAGAGAGGCCAUGGCCAUGGGAGUUUCUAUUCCCAUUCUCGUCGUCGUCGUCUCAGUUCACCUCAUCGCUUUCGUGCUCGCCGUCGGUGCCGAACGCCGCCGCAGCGAGGCGAAGGUGUUGCCGGACGAGUACGACGAGAAAACGUACUGCGCGUACGGCUCGGAUGCGUCGACGGUCUACGGACUGUCGGCGUUUGGGCUGCUGUUAAUUAGCCAAACCCUAGUUCACGGCGUUACCAGGUGCUUGUGUUUCGGGAGGGGGAUGAUGGGCGGCAGCUAUACUACCUGUGCUGUUUUCUUCUUCGUGUUUUCCUGGGUCAGCUUUCUUGCGGCAGAGGCUUGUUUGCUGGCAGGAUCAGCAAGGAAUGCUUAUCACACAAAAUAUCGAGCUGUUUUCCACGUAGAGCACUUGUCGUGCACCACCCUUCGCAAGGGUGUCUUUGCUGCCGGUGCUGCCCUGACAUUAAUGUCAAUGAUCGCUUCCAUCUUUUAUUACUGGAUCCACACUAAGGCCGAUACAGGCGGAUGGGAAAAACACCACAAUGAAGGACUCGGGAUGACCUCUUCAAAGUUUUCAGAAAAUGAGCACCAGCCGAAGGCCAGUGAAAUAUGACAAGAUCUGAUUAUUGUUACAUGAAGAUGUUUAAAAGUUUGUAUUGUUGUGUUGUCAUCUCAAGCGACAGAGAGACAAAUUCCAGAUAUGUAACUUAGUCACACCAAGGUGUGUAAAGUGUGUUCCUUUCGACUGUAAAAGUAUUGUAUAAAUAUAUGCGCUUCUUGAAUCCAAAGAAAUUACCUUAAAAGUUAUGGUCUUAAUGUUUAUUA